ACAAGAUGCGUUGCUCAAAAACCCGAAACGCACUCCAAAAUGUUGUCUAACAAGCUACCAUUUACAACAACUAUAAUCCUCUUAAUUAUAUUUAUUUUUCCUAAUUAUAACUUUGCUUAUUAUCACAGUCUUCCAGAGAGUGAAAAUAAUGGUGGAUCAUCUUCUUCAUUUACACUUCCUUCAAACUUUCUCUUUGGUACUGCUUCUUCCGCAUAUCAGUAUGAAGGUGCCUACUUAGUUGAUGGUAAAGGGCUCAACAAUUGGGAUACUUUCACUCAUAUGUCAGGAGGGAUAUUAGAUAAGAGCAAUGGAGAUGUUGCGACUGAUCACUACCACCGAUAUCUGGAAGAUGUAGAGCUGAUGGCUGAUCUUGGACUCAACAGUUAUCGUUUCUCGAUAUCAUGGGCUCGAAUUUUACCAAAAGGAAGAUAUGGAGUCGUUAAUUUAGCAGGCAUCAGAUUUUACAACCAGCUCAUUGAUACUCUACUUGCUAAAGGGAUUCAGCCUUUUGUGACACUGAGCCACUAUGAUAUCCCUCAAGAACUCGAGGACAGAUAUGGCGGAUUGCUUAGCUCUGAAAUACAGAAAGAUUUUGCAUACUAUGCGAAUAUCUGCUUCAAAUACUUUGGGGACAGGGUAAAAUACUGGGUCACCUUCAAUGAGCCGAAUGUUGAUAUUAUUUAUGGGUACCGUACUGGUGACUACCCACCAAACCGGUGUUCAGGCUUAUUUGGAAACUGUUCAAAAGGAGAUUCCGAGAAGGAACCCUUCAUCGCUGCUCACAAUGUUAUCCUUGCUCACGCGGCUGCUGUAGACCUUUACAGAACCAAAUACCAGGAAAAACAAGGAGGCAUCAUUGGGCUUGUUGUUAGCGCCAUAUGGUUUGAACCUAUCAGCAACUCGCCAUUCGACAAGUUUGCAGCUGAAAGAGCUCAGUCUUUCUUCAUGAAUUGGUUUUUAGAUCCAAUCAUGUUUGGAGAAUACCCAGCAGAGAUGCGAAAGAUUCUGGGACCAAAUUUACCAAAAUUUUCAAAGAACGAGAAGAGGAUACUAGAUAAAGCACUUGAUUUCAUUGGUAUCAACCACUACACUAGUUUUUAUGCCCAAGACUGCAUGUUCACAAGCUGUAAAUCUGGAUCGGGAGUUACCUGGACAGAAGGAGCAUACCUGAGAACUCCAUAUAAAGAAGGCAUUUCCAUCGGCGAACCAACAGCAAUGGAUUGGCUGUACAUCCACCCACAAGGAAUGGAAAAAAUGGUGACCUAUGUUAAGGAUAGAUACAAUAAUACACCCAUGUUCAUAACAGAAAACGGGUUUGUUCAAGAAAGCAAUUCAAGUACUAGUGUCACCAAGCUACUCAAUGACUCCAAGAGAGUGGAAUACAUGGCUGGUUACCUGGAUUCAGUCCUAAGUUCUAUUAAGAAAGGAGCGGACGUUAGAGGAUACUUUGCAUGGUCAUUGCUUGACAACUUUGAGUGGUUAUAUGGAUACACCAGAAGAUUUGGGCUAUAUCAUGUUGAUUAUAAUACAUUGAAGCGAAGUCCAAAAUUAUCAGUUGCUUGGUACAGAAACUUCAUUGCCAAGCAUAGAACACAGACAAUAAAGAAGCAGGGUAGAAGUGAAGAUGUAUUACAAUCAUCUUAAGACUUCUAGCAGAGGAAUACAUAAGAACAUCAUACAGAAUAAUCUUAGUACUCAGACUCCUUGUAACUAUGUCUUACCUGUGAGGAAUGGCAUAUCUGUAUCCACAUUGACGUUUCUAAGAGUCAAAGUAAUAAAGGACAGAGAAUCAAGAAGCAGAAAGGCGGUAACUGUUAAGCCUUUCCAUCUUCCACCACAAAGUCGCAAGUUCAUUCUUGUCAAGGGAUACCAGGUUAUGGGAUAGGUUGUAUUCAUUGACCGAUACAAGUUGUAGACAUUUCUAAAAAAAAGGCAUCUACAUGAAUA
Molecule: messenger RNA, 1947 nt
Organism: Chenopodium quinoa (quinoa)
Lineage: Eukaryota; Viridiplantae; Streptophyta; Magnoliopsida; Caryophyllales; Amaranthaceae
Product: beta-glucosidase 46-like
Exons: 12
Coding region: 40-1644 (534 amino acids)
Biological process (GO): carbohydrate metabolic process
Molecular function (GO): beta-glucosidase activity
Source: RefSeq, a predicted model, not a curated record